AUGCCUGCUAGGAUGGCACUGGCCAGUUCACUUUCUAGCAAGCCAGUGCCACCACGCUCCAGAAAAGUUUCUACGACGGGGGUGGAAGUGCACCAGAGCAAGCUGGAUUUUUUCUGCAAGCUGGGCUAUGGUAAGCAGGACAUCUGCAAAGUGCUGGAGAACCUGGGCCAAGAGGCCCUGGAGGAUGAUGUGCUGAAAGAACUGAUUCGGAUGGGGAGCAAACCUCAAGCUCUGGAGAGCCAGGCUCAACCUUCCCAGCUAAAACUUGUUGCCCGUGGAUCAUGUGGCACUUCACAAGGGUCGAAGUUGCUUGGAGAAGAUGAGAGUGAUUCUUCUGACCACUUGAGACCCAUUGUGAUCGAUGGCAGCAAUGUUGCAAUGAGUCAUGGAAACAAAGAGAUAUUCUCCUGCUGGGGGAUCCAACUGGCAGUGGAUUGGUUUCGAGAAAGGGGGCACACGUAUAUCAAGGUUUUUGUCCCACUCUGGAGAAAGGAGCCCCCUCGACAAGACAGUCCAAUUGCUGAUCAGCACAUUCUUGAAGAGCUUGAAAAGCAGUCGAUCCUUGUAUACACCCCGUCCCGGAAGGUGAAAGGCAAGAGGGUAGUUUGCUACGAUGAUCGCUAUAUAGUGAAAGUUGCUUAUGAGAAAGACGGAGUCAUUGUUUCCAAUGAUCAUUACCGGGAUCUCCAGAAUGAAAACCCCGAGUGGAAAUGGUUUAUUGAGCAGCGACUACUCAUGUACUCUUUUGUCAGUAACAGGUUUAUGCCUCCUGAUGAUCCCUUAGGCCGGCAUGGACCCACUCUUAAAAACUUCCUCAGCAAAAAGCCAGUGCUUCCUGAACCAAAAUGGCAGCCUUGUCCCUAUGGUAAAAAAUGCACCUAUGGCAAUAAAUGCAAAUUUUACCACCCAGAGAGACCUCAUCAAGCUCAGCUCUCUGUUGCUGAUGAGCUCAGGGCCAAAAUAAGGGUCCCAUUAAGCUGUGGGAAAGAGGAGGAGAAGCGUAACCACUCGCCGUACAGGACAGGAGAAGAGCCCGCACCACCUGAUGCCGGCACAGAAACGCUGCCAGAAGCCAGCGGCUGCACAGGGGCUUGCUGCCACCAAGGGUGGUCCCGGGGAAGCUGUCCUGAGCAGCUGUCCGGUGCCUGGGCUGGUGUCCCUGGCUCUGAACUGGGGCUGGACCAGCGUUCGCUACAGCCAGAGCUGCUGCGAGACCAGCUGCUCCUGGAGAAGAUGUCAGCACUGGCCAUCAGUGAGGACACCUACAGCUACAAUCGGUCCCUGCACACCUCUCAGGACAGAGACGUGAUGGACAGCCCUCAUUGCUGUGGUGACCUCAGGCAUAACCCCUACUCACUUCGUCACCCCCAUAGCAGCCCCAUGGACCACACCUGCCUACCGGGAUGCCCCUUCCAGCAAACAGUGCUCCCGCCUGCACGGAGCGGGAUGUGCCCAGAUGCCAGCUGGCCCCAGGAGUGCUGCGGCAUGCAUGGCGUGGGUCAGAGGAGCCGCUAUGUCCCUGGUGGUACUCAGCACACACAGGGCCUGGAGACUCAGCCCCACGUUUUGCCGCAGUCUGCAGCUCUUCCCCCUGACCCGCUUCACUUUUACGGCGAGCAUCAGCUGCAGCAGCAGCAUCACCGUUUCCCCAGCCGGCCCCUGGGGCAACCCUUUCUGUUGGACUCCAGCAAUGGGCUGGGCUUCUUCCGGAAAGCCCAUGCUUACCCCGAUGCCUCUUAUGGUGACUACUGGCCCGCCCCAGCUGUGAAGCCACCAUCUGCCCAGCAAGCAAACAUACACAGGGACCUGUGCUCCCUUUUCCCUUACAGUGAGGUGAACCACAUCAUGGCUUUGUACCCCGAUAUCAAGGAUAUUGCUAGCUUGACUUUACUCAUUCAAAGACACCGAAACUUGUGA
Messenger RNA from Charadrius vociferus (killdeer), 1917 nucleotides. RefSeq names its product zinc finger CCCH-type containing 12D (gene ZC3H12D). Gene Ontology annotation, cellular component: nucleus; cytoplasmic ribonucleoprotein granule. The coding region runs from base 1 to 1917 and encodes 638 amino acids. Gene Ontology annotation, biological process: 3'-UTR-mediated mRNA destabilization; nuclear-transcribed mRNA catabolic process, RNase MRP-dependent. Lineage: Eukaryota; Metazoa; Chordata; Aves; Charadriiformes; Charadriidae. The transcript is spliced from 5 exons. The record is from RefSeq and is a predicted model, not a curated record. Gene Ontology annotation, molecular function: RNA endonuclease activity; metal ion binding; mRNA binding.